CGUGAAGAGCGCGUUUGAGGACAUGUCAACUAGUGGCAUGCGUUUCAGAGGACAAAUUCAACCUCAAACCACUGGAGAUAAUCAGAUAAAGUUUGUGAUGGAUUUUAUCGUGACCUCCACUGAGAACUCCAGUGAGGAGUUUAACUCAUCUCAACAUUUAAAUGCAGACACUGACGAACAGUAUCACAAUGUUCUCAUGCCAAGCAUUUAUGGAGUCAUCUGCUUCGUCGGCAUAAUAGGCAACUGCAUCGUCAUCUACACCAUCGUCAAAAAAAAUAAAUUCAGAGCGCAACAGACGGUGCCUGACAUCUUCAUCUUCAGCCUAUCUAUCGCAGAUCUUCUGUUUCUCCUAGGCAUGCCGUUCCUCAUCCACCAGCUGGUGGGAAACGGUUCGUGGUGUUUCGGUGCCACCAUGUGCACAGUUAUCACAGCGCUGGACUCCAACAGCCAGAUCGUGAGCACCUACAUUUUAACGGUCAUGACUUUGGAUCGAUACUUGGCCACGGUUCAUCCCAUCCGCUUCAACCACAUACGCACUCCAUGCGUGGCCGUGGCGGUCGUGGGCCUGGUGUGGAUCCUCUCGCUGCUGUCCAUCACGCCGGUGUGGAUGUACGCCGGCCUCAUGCCCCUGCGGGACGGAUCGGUGGGAUGCGCUCUGCUCCUUCCCAAUCCGGCCACAGACACGUAUUGGUUUACUCUUUACCAGUUUGUGCUGGCUUUCGCUUUACCAUUGGUGAUCAUUUGCGUGGUGUUUUUCAAGAUCCUCCAGAACAUGGCCGCCACGGUGGCUCCACUUCCCCAGCACAGCCUUCGUGUGCGCACUAGAAAGGUCACUCGGAUGGCCGUCGCCAUAUGCCUGGCGUUCUUCAUUUGCUGGGCACCUCAUUACAUCUUGCAACUGGCACAUCUGAGCGUGCAGCGGCCCAGUUAUGCCUUUCUGUACGCCUAUAACGUCGCCAUUAGCAUGGGCUACGCCAACAGCUGCAUCAACCCGCUGCUCUACAUCAUGCUGAGCGAAACCUUCAAAAGACAAUUCAUCGUAGCCAUCCGUCCGGCGCACAAAGACUUCCGGGUUGAUCCGGCCGAGGGGAGUGUCAGUCUCCGUCUGGCCCCUGACGGAGUGCAGCAGUCUCAGUCCUCCCGCGAGCUGCUGCCGGUUACUGUGGCUGUGCACUGA
Messenger RNA from Sinocyclocheilus rhinocerous, 1177 nucleotides. RefSeq names its product melanin-concentrating hormone receptor 1b (gene mchr1b). NCBI's taxonomy places the organism in Eukaryota, Metazoa, Chordata, Actinopteri, Cypriniformes, Cyprinidae. Gene Ontology annotation, molecular function: melanin-concentrating hormone receptor activity; neuropeptide binding. Gene Ontology annotation, cellular component: neuron projection; plasma membrane. The record is from RefSeq and is a predicted model, not a curated record. Gene Ontology annotation, biological process: neuropeptide signaling pathway. The transcript has 4 exons. Bases 23 to 1177 code for a protein of 384 amino acids.